Messenger RNA from Oncorhynchus masou masou (cherry salmon), 1360 nucleotides. Its product is annotated as piezo-type mechanosensitive ion channel component 2-like. The annotation marks the transcript as partial. The record is from RefSeq and is a predicted model, not a curated record. Gene Ontology annotation, molecular function: mechanosensitive monoatomic ion channel activity. NCBI's taxonomy places the organism in Eukaryota, Metazoa, Chordata, Actinopteri, Salmoniformes, Salmonidae. The transcript has 9 exons. Gene Ontology annotation, cellular component: membrane.
GAGCCUGGUGAGGGCGAAGGGGGAGAACUGGGUGAAGGGGAGGAGCCUAUGGUUGAUGACAUCACCUCCACAGCAGAGAAGAGGAGAGAAGUGUGGUGCAUGGCUCACCAAACAGAUGACAGAAACCUUCUUUCAACCCAAGACGGAUACAGCACAUCUGAGGUUUUGAUCGUAACCUCCAAUGGGUCUCCUCCGGACUAUGUCCACACCAACGUGCUGCUGGGGCUGGACCUGCACUCCACACCGCAGUACAAACCAGGCCAACCAGGGCCAGAUCUGGGGAGUGUGUAUGAGGUGGUGGUUGUGCAGGGUAAAGGUUUGAAAGAGGAGAUGGAUGCAGGGGCGAUGGCGUGGGCGACUGCGCCAGGGGAAGGAAUGGCGCGAGCUAAUGCGGUGGUCACGGCCUUCAGGUUCAUCAUGAAGCAAAGCUACAUCUGUGCUCUCAUUGCAAUGAUGAAAGAGGUGCCCUUCCGGGAACUGGGCUCCAAGGUGCUGUGCCUGCUGAGUUUCUGGCUGCUGCUGAGACAGGCGUUGACAGAGAGGAAGGAGAGCCAGAGAGAAGAGGAGGUGCUGUCGGACAUCAGGGUCAUCCAUACCCACAAGAAGGAGGACAAGGAGGUGAUGGGUGAGAGCGGUGGACACAGAGAGAUGAUGCAGGUGCUAGGCAACACGCUCCUGGCCAUGUUGAACAAGUACUGGAUCUACAUCUGCGGCGGCAUGUUCUUCUUCGUCAGCUUCGAGGGACGCAUCGUCAUGUACAAGAUCAUCUACAUGAUGCUGCUCCUCUUCUGCGUGGCCUGCUACCAGGUGCACUAUGAGUGGUGGAGAAGCAUGCUGAAGUACUUCUGGAUGUCUGUGGUGUUCUACACCAUGCUGGUCCUCAUCCUGGUCUACACCUUCCAGUUUGACUCCUCCAUCCACGUCUGGUUCAACAUGACCGGCAUGAGCAAGGACAAACUGGAGGACCUGGGUCUGGAGAAGUUCUCUGUCCCGGCUCUGUUCACGAGGAUCUUCAUCCCCACCUCCUUCCUGUUGGUCUGCAUCCUCCACCUGCACUACUUCCACCAGCGCUUCCUCCUGCUCACUGACAUCAAGACGGUGGCCGACAAACAGAAAAGCACGAUCACCAGGCUGGUGCACCUAGAUGGCAGUCUGGCAGAUAUCUCUCUCAUCAAACCCACCCUCACUGUGACCACCAAAGACGAGGAGGCUGGGGAGAAGGUGCAGCUGGAAGAGGAAGAUGGGAAGGAGGAGGAGGAGGAGAAGAAGAGAAGUUAUGAGGAGGAGGAGGAGGAGAAGAGGUAUGAAGAACCCCUGGAGCACUGCAGCAAGGCGGAGUUCCUGUUCGACGAGAUGUCAG